Molecule: messenger RNA, 719 nt
Organism: Venturia canescens
Lineage: Eukaryota; Metazoa; Arthropoda; Insecta; Hymenoptera; Ichneumonidae
Product: dirigent protein 10-like
Exons: 3
Coding region: 56-568 (170 amino acids)
Source: RefSeq, a predicted model, not a curated record
CUUCGAACACAAGUUCUAACGUUCAUUUGAGAAAACCACAUAGGAAGCAGCUACCAUGAAAUUCUUGAUCGUUCUCGUAGCAAGCGUAGCUGCGGUUGCGGCUGCCCCCAGUGGAAUCCUUGACUUGCACGGACUUGGGUGGACUGGAACGGUUGUCAGUGGUGCAAGCAUUGCCGGACCACACGUGGGCGCAGCUACUGUAGCUGGGCCUGUAGCCGGUGGUUCGGUAGUCUCUGGGGCAGUUUCAGGACCGACUGUGGUGAAAGGAGCUGUUGCUGGACCAUCAGCUGUUAUUGGCUCCGUUGCUGGGCCAACAGUCAUUUCGGAGCCAUCCCUUGGACUAUCUGUCGUUGAUGGAGGAUGGGUAGACCACGGAGCUUGGGGUCACGGAGGAUGGGGUCAUGGAGCCCUCGUUGCAGGACCUCUUGCAGGUGCUGCUGCUGUUGUAGGACCUGAUUCGGGUUCCGUUCUCGUUGCUGGACCCGGGGGCGAGUCCAUUUCAACCCAUGGGUCUGGUCAUGGAGCGAUUCUCGCAGGUCCACAUCACGGACUCCAUGGGCUAUGGUAGACCCGGUUUUCAUCGAGAUUGAAAAAAGGAAACAACGUUCUUAUACUCGACACAGAAAUUGAAAAGUUUUAUAAACAUCAGAUCAUAACUUCACCUUGUGUAUUUUUUUUGCCAUAGAAAAAUGAAUAAAAUGAAAUGAAUUAACGGCGAA